AUGACCAAACGGCGACUGGUUGUUGGUGUGUCGGUGAGUGUGGCGGCGGUGGCUUGUGCGGUGGCUGCGACGGUGGUGGUGCGUAGAAUGAGAAGCAGGAAGAAGUGGAAUAAAGUGGUUGGAGUGUUGAGGGAACUGGAGGAAGGGUGUGAUACGACGGUUGGGAGGUUGAGGCAGGUGGUGGACGCCAUGGCUGUGGAGAUGCACGCUGGUUUGGCAUCAGAAGGUGGUUCCAAGCUCAAAAUGCUUCUCACCUACGUUGAUAAUCUCCCUAAAGGGACUGAGAGAGGAACAUAUUAUGCAUUAGAUCUUGGGGGUACAAAUUUCAGGGUUUUGCGGGUUCAUUUACGUGACCAACAAUCUUCUGUCUUGGAACAUGAAGUAGAGAAACAGCCCAUUCCCCAAGUUCUAAUGACUAGCACAAGCGAGGAUCUCUUUCAUUUCAUUGCUUCUUCAUUAAAGGAAUUCAUUGAGAAAGAAGGUGAUGGUUCUGAGCUUUCACCAGACAGAAGAAGGGAACUUGGAUUUACAUUUUCUUUCCCUGUGAAACAAAUGUCUGUUUCCUCAGGCAUUUUAAUAAAAUGGACGAAAGGGUUUUCCAUUGUAGAUAUGGUAGGAAGAGAUGUUCCUGCAUAUUUGCAGGAAGCAUUGACACGAAAAGGCCUAGACAUGAGGGUGGCUGCCUUGGUUAAUGACACUGUUGGAACAUUAGCUCUCGGACAUUAUCAUGAUGCAGAUACUGUUGCUGCUAUAAUAAUUGGCACUGGUACCAAUGCCUGCUAUUUGGAACGGACUGAUGCUAUUAUCAAGUGUCAAGGUCUUCUUACAACAUCAGGAUGCAUGGUUGUGAAUAUGGAAUGGGGAAACUUUUGGUCAUCUCACUUACCAAGAACAUUGUAUGACAUUGAUUUAGACGCUGAAAGCCCUAAUCCAAAUGAUCAGGGUUUCGAGAAAAUGAUAUCAGGAAUGUAUCUUGGUGACAUCGUUAGGAGAGUGAUUCUCAGGAUGUCGCUAGAGUCAGAUAUGUUUGGACCUAUUUCUUCUAAGCUUUCCAUACCUUUCAUACUGAGUACUCCUAAGAUGGCUGACAUGCAUGAGGAUGUUUCUCCUGACUUGAGAGAAGUAGCUAGAAUCCUUAAAGACAUCCUUGAGAUUCCUGAGGUUCCUUUGAAGGUAAGAAAAAUUGUGGUGAAGGUGUGUGAUGUGGUUACUCGUAGAGCUGCUCGAUUGGCAGCUGCUGGUAUUGUUGGUAUCUUGAAGAAGAUUGGUAGGGAUGGGAGCGGUGGCAUCACAGGUGGACGUAGAAGUGAUAUGAAAAUGAAAAGAACAGUUGUGGCAAUUGAAGGAGGUUUAUAUUCUAGCUAUACAUUGUUUAGGGAGUACUUACAUGAAGCAUUGAACGAAAUAUUGGGUGAAGAUAUUGCUAAACAUGUAAUUCUUAAGGUCACCAAAGAUGGAUCGGGCAUUGGAGCAGCACUGCUUGCUGCCUCGCAUUCAUCCUAUAAUGUGGAUACGGUACAGCUGCUAUAA
Messenger RNA from Gastrolobium bilobum, 1530 nucleotides. Its product is annotated as hexokinase-3-like. Bases 1 to 1530 code for a protein of 509 amino acids. NCBI's taxonomy places the organism in Eukaryota, Viridiplantae, Streptophyta, Magnoliopsida, Fabales, Fabaceae. Gene Ontology annotation, cellular component: mitochondrion; cytosol. The record is from RefSeq and is a predicted model, not a curated record. Gene Ontology annotation, molecular function: D-glucose binding; ATP binding; fructokinase activity. Gene Ontology annotation, biological process: glycolytic process; glucose 6-phosphate metabolic process; intracellular glucose homeostasis. The transcript has 10 exons.